GGCUGGUCGACAGAGCAAGUCCCUGGGGAAAACCAAUUUCAUCACGAGACACCUUCAUUAUUUACUUUUCGAUUUUGUUUAAGUGCAGAUAUAAGCUGGCCGGAUAACGGAAAGGCUGAAAUAAAAUGACAGAGCAAGUAAAGGUCACUUACGGCAACAAGUGCAAACUUGUCAACAUAGACAAGGGAAGCUUGGUCAACUCCCGUCGCGAAAUCAAGCGUAAGUUCAGUCAAUUAGGCGAUGGAUUUAUCUUACAAGCCAAGUCUGAUGAGGAACAUUUUGACAUCGAGGACGAUGAUGACUUUGGAGAUCACUCGCAAGCUGUGGUUUUUGUUGUGAGAGAUGCAAGCGAAACUGAUCAGCCAGUGAAUCCGAGACCGCAGCCAACACCAAGGGCCAACAAUGAUCGACAAGUCACUGUCAUAUUUGGUAGCAAGAAAAAGCUGGUCACAUUUGACAUGUUGCGUCUACAGAAAACACGAGACAACAUCCGCAGGAAGUUCACUGAUUUGGAAGAUGAUUUUCAGCUCCUUGCUGAGUCUGGUGAAGCGGGCGACUACUACGACGUUGAUGAUGACGAUGAUUUGAGGACCCAUGCUGAUGCUACGAUGUUUCUUAUUCAAGUUGCUGGAAUGCCUGAUGAAGUAUGCCAAAGCCGAGACCACAACCAGUCAGAAGCGAUGGUUAUUUGCGGCAUUGAACGCAAAUUGGUCAGGAUUGACCGUACGAGAUUGCAGAAAACUCGGGAGAUCAUUUCAGCAAAGUUCAAAAUUGGCGACUUCAGGCUGAGUGGCGUUUCUCCAGAUGGUAUUCAUUACGAAGUAGAUGAUGAACAAGACUGGCUAAAAUACGGGAAUUUCAGGACUUUUAUAAUUAAAUCGAACGACGCCAGUCUGCACUCCCAGUCCAGGGAAUUGGAUUUCCACAGCACUAAUCCACCGCCCCCGUACAGCUUACUCCAAAAUCCUUCUGUUAGGACUGGUAAUACAGGAGUAAAGAGCUUGACCAGGCAGCUCAAUGACCAACUAGAAGUUCAGGCAUCUCAGGCCACACCACUUAAUCCUCGAACAGUGCCUGGCUCGCUUCUAGACAACCUACCUGGACCAGAGACACCUGUCGUAAAAGAUGCCAUCCUUGAUCUUCGAAGUGACAUCGACAUACAAGGGAUACACAGAAAGCUGGAGGUCUUUGGUGACUGUCUCCGCCUGGCUUUCUACGGAGUAGCAGCAGCAAAAAGCAAAGCCAAAACGCAAGUGCAAGAGAUGCAGUUCAACGCCCAGGAGUUGUGCAAAGAAUCCGAUCUUACCAUAAUCCACUGCAAACAGGUUUCAAAAGAGAUACUCAAUCUGUUUAAGAGUGCAAUUGGCUAUAUCUCUGAGGGACAUGUUCAGGUUGCCCAGAAGCAAUUUGGGCGCAUCAGUGAGGUGUCUAAGGAGAUGGAAAUAAAGACGAACGCGUUCAAGUACAGGUUAGUUUCGUUUACCGCUAACGUCCACGAGGUUAUCACAGCAACAACGAACGAGCAGGAGGAUGCCUCGAUGGCGCAUGAGCGUCUUAAAGCUGACGAGGUCAAGCGGAAAGGUGCUAUGCAUACUUUCCCCGGCGCAAAGCCUUCCGCGCUCUCGAAAUUUGCUUCAUUUUUCACGAUCAACAACAAGACCAAAACCAUUCCAAAAGAAACAAUUGAAAAAAAUGACGCCCUGGUCAAAGAGCGCAUUAAACAGCACAUGACAGAAGAAAAGUUCGAAAAUGAUCAGAUGCUUUCAAUGGCUGAUAGGCUGCAAGCGGAAGGUGAUGCUGGUGAGAUGGCAGCUACUGCAUUGCACGGGACCACGACUGCCCUAAAAUCACUUCAUGCCUCCUUCGAAACAGCAGAGAAAUUUUGGAGCAACAUCCACAUGCUGUGUGAGCGGGUUGCUGGCAGCCAUAACAACAUGCACUCUACUGGCCAGGAACAACCAAUCAGUUACUGGCAAUCAAAAGGUUUCCAGGUAGAAGCAACUAACACAUAUGCAAGCUUCAUGGCAUUGUGGACUCUUUGCAACGAUUUCCAUGCCGGCAUGGGCCUGGUCGAGGAAAACAUACAAUGCUGUAUACGGGACAAUCCAACCCCUGAACAAGCAAGGUCAAAGAUCAAGGACAUGGCGGCAACUUUUCAAAAGAAGAUCCAAGAAGAUACGCAGAGACUCAGUCAGCAGUUGACAGACUUCGUUGGCGCAAGGCAGCGCGAGUAUGCAGGAGAGGAGAACCAGGAGAUGGCCUUUGGAACACUGGGGGUGCCAAUGACUGUGGAGGAUGUGUCGCCAGCCUCAACAUUCGAAGAAACGACACUUGCGCAAACAUGACUAGAAGCGUUCGAACCGAAGGUCUCUUCAAAAGGGGUGAAUGAGAAAAUAGUUUUGACAAUUUUCAGGCCGUAAAUCGAUCAACGCUGCAGCCUAAUGACAGGAAUCGUAUACCCCAAUUUUACGAGUCUGCAGAACAAAACAUAUUUUUUGCAAUAAACAAUCGUAUACAGGUAUGGUCUCUGUAGCCACAAACAAGUUCCUUGACAAAUUUUUCAACAAAUAAGUGGGGCUAAUUCUCCAGGGGAACUAAAUUUUCACUAUCCCAAGUUAUCUGGCCAGGUUAUAAGCACUUGGAACAGCUGACAUUGAUAAACCGGUGUUUGAUAGGUGCAUAAUCAGUGCAUAGCUUUUACAGUUGUAUAGUAAUGUAGUUGCUUUUAUUGUAGAUAGACCCAACCCUUUGUAUACGUAGUUAAUCAUGACAACAGUUACUGAAGCACUGAUACCUAAAGUCCUACUGGUGAUACUUUUGGUGAAAUUUACUUUACUUUGAUCUACAUUUUUGCUCCACCCUCGCGGUUUUGUGGUGAUCAAUAUCUCCAUAUCUGUAUCGAUUCCUUAAUUAUGCCAUGCAUGUGCAACGUGCAUGUGCACGUGCAACAACGGUUAGAUCAAGGUCACAGUGUAUAUUGUUUUGAAACAGUGCAUCGCCUUACAGGAAAUAAUAUUUGUUCAUACUUUUUUUUCUCUCCUAAGUGUCAAAGUUGGAAACCUAGGGGUUUUGGUUCUCAGUGCCUCAAUAUGUCAUAAGUUUUAUUUGUUCAACAUCGCAUGCAUGAUUGUUUCACAACUGUGUUUGCAAGGCAAAAUAAAAUGAUGCUAAAAAAUUCUAGGCCGCACGGGUUUGGUGAACAUCUCACUCAAAUCCUAAAAACGUUAACAUUAAUUCAGAGCAAUCAAACCUUUGUCACAUUAACCCAUUACGUUUGGACCAAUUGCUUGUCACAAGGUGCUCGUGACGUAAUUGACGUCGUAGCAAAUCGUGAUCAGUUGAUACGAUGACGUCAUAGACGAUCACCGACAGGAAAAUCUUGCUUCUCGUUUAGUUAUAUAGAUAGGUGACAUUUACACGAAAGAUGUUGGAGUUCAAAUUGGGCUUGUUGCCAGCACUAAUAAAACGUCGUCGGUGUGACGUCGUACCCGAUCGAUGAAUCGAUUUCUUCGCCUGGCGAUCUCGGAUGAAAGGACACUUUAUUGCUCAAUUGAUGUUCGUUUUUGUUUGGUUCUAAGAAUCGUAACCGAUUUUGUAAAUAUCUAUUGCACUAACUAGUAAAUACCCGAUCGUAGAACGGGUCUAGUCGAAUAACGUAUUUUUGGGAUCCAAAUACGUUGGUCUUGAAUAUUACAUCAAAAAUAUGUACAGUAUGUACACUCUGGUAGCAAUGUAUAAUGACAUCAUGUUCCAGAUUUACCUGAAUAUCUGGGAAGAUAUUGGAUAGUUCUGGCUCAAAAACAUGUCAUGUAUUGCCUUGUAAUGUUGUUUCGAAAAUCACCGCCCGUUUUGAUCGUUUUGAGUAAAAUAUCAUGAAAAUAUCACAUUUUCAAAAUAGCAAGGCCAAAUAUAAUUUUUAAGUCCUGAAAAAGGUCCACCUCCAAGAAGUAAUGUCUUAAAGGGAAAAUAUACGCACCAGCUAGGCAGGCAAGAUAAAGUUAAACAAAACCGCCAAUAGGGGUCUCUCACAUCUCACAGUAGGUCAAAAUGAUUUACGCUUGUACGAGGAAUAUAUUUAGUGCUGAGUCUGACAUGACCAAGGGGCGUUACUGUGUAUAUUAAUCACCUGAAGAUGGCCAAAUUAGUCCCUCUCCUCCUGUCUCUAGUCCCCCUUUAAGACUGUUUUAUGUACUGAUUGAUUUGAAGACUUUCUGUGAAAGCAGUUGAUAAUACUUUCAGACACAUCGUCGAUGAUUUCACGAAGUGACCAGUCCGCAAUUUUUCUAAAAUUGAGAUAACAGCGCCAUCUGAGCUGUACUUGCCAUGUCCACUUACACACCAAUUAUCAUGGUGAUAUUCAAAGCCAUUGUCAAUUCUAUAACGCUUUACCCUCUAUUCAUGCAUUUCGUGCCAUUAACUCUUUCAUAUGUAAUGUACAGAGUCAUUCAAACUGCAUGUAUAAGGAAUCUUUGAGUGGAGCUUUCUCAAAAUUGAUCAUUUUCUGAUUGGUCACUUCCUGAAAUGAUCAACGACAUAAGGUAAAUUCACAUGGCUUUUGUCAAAUGAAGUUCGAUCAAGACGAGUGACGAAGUUCAUUAUUCUUGCUUCGAUUUAAGAGGCACAGGAACUGUAGCUUAUGUAUCUUUGUAUAUCGGGUGGCUCGCAAAAGCUGAGUACCCUACUUAAAAUCAAACUGUAAUGAUAUUCUCAACCGUGAGGUAUGUUCCAUAUUUUUGUUGGCCACCCGAUAUAUCGCAUGUAUGUAAAUAUCAUUCUUGUCACUAAUUCAAAUCAGAAUCGUUUACAUACAUAAUUUGUAACAUGCCCCAAGGGCUUAUGUAAUUUAA
Molecule: messenger RNA, 4847 nt
Organism: Lineus longissimus
Lineage: Eukaryota; Metazoa; Nemertea; Pilidiophora; Heteronemertea; Lineidae
Exons: 6
Coding region: 126-2345 (739 amino acids)
Source: RefSeq, a predicted model, not a curated record